Anguilla rostrata (American eel) is the source of this 4477-nucleotide messenger RNA. RefSeq names its product EGF-like repeat and discoidin I-like domain-containing protein 3. The transcript has 11 exons. Gene Ontology annotation, molecular function: signaling receptor activity; calcium ion binding. NCBI's taxonomy places the organism in Eukaryota, Metazoa, Chordata, Actinopteri, Anguilliformes, Anguillidae. The record is from RefSeq and is a predicted model, not a curated record. The coding region runs from base 354 to 1742 and encodes 462 amino acids. Gene Ontology annotation, cellular component: plasma membrane.
AGACAGCGCCCCAGUUGGAGCGCUGUGACCGUCUGCAGCGCGCUGCUGUUCUCUCGCCGUGUUUGUACACAGUGCGCUGUGUAAUCGGGACCUGCACGCGCUCUCUCUCGCUCUCGGUUAUUGCACUGUGCACCACUGCAGUAGGGGAUAACUGCGCAGGCAGAACCGCUUCUUCCAAACACUUAGACUCAGUGUAUAUCUCUUUCUCUCCCGUCUCCAAAAAGGACUUACAGAAACCAGUUGAGGAGAUACUGUCAUUUAAAACGACAUCGCGGGACGAAAAGGAACAGAAGUUUUAUCUUUCGUUUACCUGUUCUUUCUGUGACCGUGGAAGAGAUAUAUGAUCUUUAAAAAUGAUGGGACCGUUAUCUCUUUUCUUCGUCCUCUGCAUGAGCACGGCUGUCCCGCAGCUCGCAAAAGGGGAGGUGUGUGAGCCCAGCCCAUGUGCGAACGGGGGGGCCUGCUUCACGGCGCUGGCAGACCAGGCAUUCGCAUCGGGAGAUGGUGAGGACCCAACAUCGUCAGGACCCUGCCACCCGAAUCCGUGUCACAACGGCGGAGAGUGCGAAAUCAGCGAGACCUACAGGGGCGACACCUUCAUCGGAUACGUGUGCAAGUGUCCCCCCGGCUUCAACGGGAUCCACUGCCAGCACAAUGUCAACGAGUGCGAAAGAGACCCCUGUAAAAACGGCGGAAUCUGCACGGAUUUGGUCGCCAACUACUCGUGCGAGUGCCCUGGGGAGUACAUGGGCAGGAACUGCCAGUACAAAUGCUCUGGACCUCUUGGGAUGGAGGGGGGAAUCAUCUCCAACCAGCAGAUCACAGCCUCCUCUACGCACCGGGCACUUUUUGGGCUGCAGAAGUGGUACCCAUACUUCGCCCGGCUCAACAAGAAAGGCCUGGUGAACGCCUGGACGGCAGCUGAGAAUGACCGAUGGCCCUGGAUUCAGAUUAACCUCCAGAGGAGGAUGCGGGUGACGGGCCUGAUCACGCAGGGGGCCAAGCGCAUCGGGAGCCCCGAGUACGUCAAGUCCUACAAGGUGGCCGCCAGCGACGACGGCAAGACCUGGAGGACCUACAAGGUCAAGGGCACAGACGAGGACAUGAUAUUCCGUGGAAAUGUAGACAACAACACGCCAUCUGCGAACUCUUUCACCCCUCCGAUUGAGGCCCAGUACGUGCGAAUUUACCCACAAGUCUGCAGGAGGCACUGCACCCUCCGCAUGGAACUCCUGGGCUGUGAGCUCACUGGAUGCUCUGAGCCCAUGGGCUUGAAGUCAGGUCACAUCCAGGACUAUCAGAUCACUGCGUCCAGUAUCUUCAGGACCCUCAACAUGGACAUGUUUACAUGGGAGCCGGGCAAGGCCAGGCUCGACAAACAGGGCAAAGUCAACGCAUGGACGUCCGGGCACAGUGACCAGUCGCAAUGGCUACAGGUGGAUUUGCUCAUACCCACUAAAAUCACGGGCAUCAUCACCCAAGGAGCUAAAGACUUUGGUCAUGUGCAGUUUGUGGGCUCCUACAAAGUGGCAUUCAGCAGCGAUGGCCAAAGAUGGACCACAUACCAAGACGAAAAACAAAAGAAGGACAAGGUCUUCCAGGGAAACUUCGACAAUGACACGCACAGAAAGAACGUGAUAGACCCGCCCAUCUACGCCCGGUUCGUACGGAUCCUGCCGUGGUCGUGGUACGGGCGCAUCACUUUGCGGGUGGAGCUGCUCGGAUGCACGGAGGAAGAAUGAAUGAACGCCCCCCGUCCCCCACAUCCCCCCACCCAAACCCCCACUUUCCCAAUGGCGUACUGGAACAUCGAGUGUCAAUCCAGUAUUUCAAUACAAACUGUGUGAAACCUGUAAAAAGAAUCGAUUUCCAAUGGGUUUUUCAAAGAAUAACAUGUUUAGUCCCGGUAGGCAGGCGUUUCUUUUGUACAAUGAUUUAAACCCGCCCUUCGAAUAUCUGUCCUUCCCGCUCCCCCUUCCUUUUUUUGUCCCUUCUCUUUUUAUUCUUGAAAUUCUUAUUCUGAUUUUUUGUAUCCGUAUGGAAUGCUUUUGUGUAACAUAUGAGGGGAAAAUAGUCGCACUGUGGUUCAAACAUUUCGCCAAGAAGGCUACAGCGUCACUUUUUAAUUAGGCCACACGACCGGUCAGCCAGGCUUCCUUGGGUAUGUGUGUAUACAUAUAUACCUGACAGUAGCUCAAAGCUGAUUGGCAACAAAAUAUUCAGAAUAUUAAUAAAAGAUAAAAUAAAACGCUAAUAUUAUUCUAUAUAUUUGUACUUUUUACUAAAAUACUUCACCAAACUUGAUUAUAAUUAUAUUUGUCAUUAAUAUUAUAAUGCUGGGGAAAAAAAGAGAUAAAUUAAUAGUCUGUUGUAUAAUGUAUAAUACAUUUAAGAUAUUUGCAUGGCAUUCAAAUUAUGGUAGUAAAUGUAUACUAUAAUGAAUUCAUACCUAAUAUCAGUAAAGUGAUUUAUUUAGGGAUACAUUUUUACAUGUAUUUUCUAAAAGAUUCUGACUCACACUACAAGGGUUUAGACUUUAAUGCACUUACUAGAAGCAGAGGAAAGCUUUAAAAAAGUGACACUGCAGUAUUAACACUGAGGUAUACGGGCUGAUUUAAAGUAAGGCGUCCUAAUUUCACAUUGUAUUUUUUGUCUUUAAUUUAUUUGAAAGUAAACAUAUGUGUUAGCUGGGGUUUGUGGUUGGCUACAUUAUUCCCUCAAAUAUGUCCCCUGGUAAGUUUAUUUUACUUUUUUUUAAGGUAUUUUCAUGUUUCCUUUCGAGCAAAAUUUUGUUGGGGCCUACUUUCAAGAUAUCGUUUUAUCGCUAAAUCAAUUUUUACUGCUCAGGAUAGAGUCCACCCUUUGUAUUGUUUUCUGUUUUUAGUACAUGAGUCUGCUAUAUGCCUAAGAGUAAAUUCAUUAUUUAAUAUAUUUAAGAACUGAUUUUUAUUUUAUAUAUAUAUUUGCUGGUACUUGCUGGUGCGAAAUGGUUUUGAAGGAAAGCAGUGGUAAUGCUAACACUGAAAUGUAAUUCAAACAUAAUUAAAUUGUUUUAUUUUAUUUUUUUGCAUCCAUUUCCAAAUAUCCAAGCAUUAUUCCGACGGCGUCACAUUAGCAUUAACAGCAGCUUUUUAAAAGAAAUAUAAAUGUUUUUCAAAAAUGACAAACAUACAAAAAAGUAUAUGUAUAUCUGUAUUUGGGUAAAAUGUAAGAUAAACACUAACAGUUGUUGUUAUGUCACUGUAUACCAGUGUUACAUUUGCAAGUGUAUCAUGAAAAAUACCAUGGUGAAAAAGAGUGCAACCGAAAUGAACGAAAUGGGUACAAGUAAAUGACCGAUGUUGGGGAUAUCUUACUAGACAGUACAGCGCCUCAUGAUACCCAUGUUCGUCUACAGUUACCCAUUUAAAUGUGCUUGUGUCCGUACAUCACUUUGCUACAUAUCUGCUAAAAAGUCUACCUUAAGUGGUGUCUGAGCUCUAACUUCGUUCUAAAUACAGGUCAGAUGUGCUUUUUAACAGCACUCCAGCAUCUCUACCCUGCUCAAGAGAAUUGUUCUAGCCAUGACAAGUGAAGUGUUUCUUGAUGUAAACCAAUGUGUGACUGUUAUGUGGAAACAUGGACUCUGCAUAGCCAUCGUACAGCAUUGUUAAAAACAGAAAAAUCACGUCUAAUGAAGUCUACGGGAGACUAGUGGAGGUUUUUUCCAGGUGAAAUAUGGUAAAUGCAUAAUAUUAAUAUUUCAUUUUGAUGUAAUCUCCUUUGAUUGAGCUGUUUGCAUAAUUUCUCAUCCAUCGCUCCUCUUGUCAGUGUGGCCCUUGUGUCAGUCGCUAAGACAGCUGUGUGCGUAGCGUUGCUGGGUACGGUUUCUCGGGCCCUUCGCAAACGGCUCCCGCCAUUGCACAGACAGAAGAUUUCACCGAAAUUUGACAGGCGCCUUCUGCGUCAGGGGUGUCAAACUCCAGUCCUGAAGGGCCGUAGUGUCUGCAGGCAUUGCCAUUUCCUUUCAAUCAGCAGCCAGUUAAGGCCUGGAGAACAAGGUGUGUGGAUUCCAUAGCCAAUUGAUGACUUGCAUUAAUCUCUUGUGUUGAAACACAACAAAAACCAGCAGAUACCGCAGCCCCCCCCCAGGACUGGAGUUUCACACCUCUGUUCUCCGUGUUGGUACGGCCAUCAGCCUGUUCUGUUAAAGCCCUUUGCAAUGCGGACGAUUAGCGGCUGUCUCCGGUCCGGUGCGCGGUAAAGCUGUGCACUGGCCACGGCUCCCUCCAUCUUGUGUACUCUCUCUCUCUCUGAUGUCAUCACUUCAAAGUCAAAUAUCGAGUGCUAUCUAGCAAAAUAUACCACUUAGCUAAAUACUGACUUCUCACAGCCUGCGUAUGAGGGAAUGAGGUGGGCAGGUGUUUCUGUGUACAGAUGAACAGUGGUUGCUUCAGCGAAAGCUCUUUGGUUUGACAAAUAAAAAACUGUCUGUGAA